Molecule: messenger RNA, 2916 nt
Organism: Ananas comosus (pineapple)
Lineage: Eukaryota; Viridiplantae; Streptophyta; Magnoliopsida; Poales; Bromeliaceae
Product: sucrose synthase 7-like
Exons: 17
Coding region: 67-2658 (863 amino acids)
Biological process (GO): sucrose metabolic process
Molecular function (GO): sucrose synthase activity
Source: RefSeq, a predicted model, not a curated record
AUAGUUUCCCUUUUUCCUUUUGCAUUGCUGCAUUUCCAGAUCAAAUUAGUUCAGUUUAUUCCGACCAUGGCCGCCGCGCUUAGCUUCAGCAGAUCGGAUAGCAUUGCAGACAGCAUGCCCGAAGCGCUGCGGCAGAGCCGGUAUCAGAUGAAGAAGAUCUUCUCCAGGUAUGUCUCGAAGGGUAAGAGGUAUAUGAAGAACCAACAUCUGAUGGACGAGCUCGACAAAUCGGUGGACAACGAACUCGAGAAAGCGAAGCUCAUGGAAGGUUUUCUUGGCUACAUCAUUAGCUCCACACAGGAAGCAGUAGUCCUUCCUCCAUAUGUAGCCUUUGCAGUGAGGCCUCAGCCCGGAAUCUGGGAGUAUGUUAAGGUGCAUUCCAAUGAUCUCUCGGUCGAGGGAAUCACGCCAUCAGAGUACCUAAAGUACAAAGAAACUUUGUUUGAUGAGAAAUGGGCGAAGGACGAGAAUGCGUUGGAAAUCGACUUCGGGGCUUUCAAUCUAUCAACCCCUCUCCUAGCACUGCCUUCAUCCGUAGGGAAUGGAAUGCAGUUCGUGUCGAGAUUCUUAUCUUCGAAACUGGGCGACAAGUCCGAGAGCAUGAAACCGCUUCUGGACUACUUACUCGCGCUCAAUCACCGCGGAGAAAAACUGAUGAUAAAUAAUGCCAUCGACACCGUAAACAAGCUCCAAACUGUGCUGCUUCUGUCAGAAGUGUUCGUCAGCGGGCUUCCGAAGAACACACCGUUCCAGCGAUUCGAACAAAGGUUUCAGGAGUGGGGUUUGGAGAAAGGAUGGGGGGAUAAUGCAGAAACAGUUAAGGAGACACUGAACUGCUUAUCAGAAGUGCUUCAGGCACCAGACCCUGCAAAUAUGGAGAAAUUUUUCAGUAGAGUCCCUAACAUUUUCAAUAUUGUCGUAUUCUCCGUGCACGGCUACUUUGGGCAAGAAGACGUGCUCGGAUUGCCCGACACUGGCGGCCAGGUUGUUUACAUUCUAGACCAAGUAAAAGCCUUUGAAGAGGAAUUGCUCCUCAGAAUCAAACAACAGGGCCUGAAUAUAACUCCCCAGAUUCUUGUGUUAACAAGGCUGAUACCGGAAGCCAAGGGGACGAAAUGCGACCAAGAGCUCGAGCCGGUGCACGACACGAAGCACUCGCACAUCCUCCGCGUGCCGUUUCGGACGGAGAACAGAAUUCUCAACCAGUGGGUCUCGCGAUUUGAUAUCUACCCCUAUCUCGAGAGAUAUGCGGAGGAAGCUGCUGCUAAAAUUAUUGAUUACUUGGAGGGGAAACCGGAUUUGAUCAUCGGAAAUUACACCGACGGAAAUUUGGUCGCGUCUCUAAUCUCAUCGAAACUAGGAAUCACUCAGGGAACAAUCGCGCACGCUCUCGAAAAGACCAAGUACGGAGAUUCUGAUGUUCAUUGGAAGGAAUUGGAUCACAAGUACCAUUUCUCGUGCCAAUUCACAGCCGAUAUGAUCGCGAUGAAUACCAGCGAUUUCAUUAUCACGAGCACAUACCAAGAAAUCGCCGGAAGUAAGGAUAAGGUUGGUCAAUAUGAGAGCCACUAUGCAUUCACAAUGCCAGGCCUAUGCCGCUACGCGACGGGCAUCAACGUUUUCGACCCAAAGUUCAACAUAGCUUCUCCAGGAGCCGAUCAAACGGUCUACUUCCCCUUCACACAGAAGCAGAAGCGCCUCACGCAAUUCCACCCCGCCAUCGAGGAGCUCUUAUACAGCAAAGUUGACAAUGACGAACACAUAGGGUACCUAGAAGAUAAGAAUAAGCCGAUCAUCUUCUCGAUGGCGCGGCUCGACGUUGUGAAGAACAUCUCCGGAUUGGUAGAAUGGUACGGGAAGAACAAGCGGCUAAGGGACCUAGCGAACCUUGUGGUGGUGGCCGGCCUUUUGGACCCGGAAAAAUCGAAGGACAGGGAGGAGAUCAUGGAAAUAAAAAAGAUGCACUCGUUGAUCGAAACGUACCAACUAGCGGGUCAGAUUCGCUGGAUAGCCGCGCAAACUGAUCGGGCUCGGAACGGCGAGCUGUACCGAUGUAUCGCUGACACUAAGGGAGCAUUUGUUCAGCCUGCAUUGUAUGAAGCAUUCGGGCUAACCGUGAUUGAAGCGAUGAAUUGCGGCCUCCCGACAUUUGCAACAAACAAAGGAGGGCCAGCUGAGAUAAUCGUGGACGGGGUCUCCGGUUUCCACAUCGAUCCGUACAACGGGGAUGAGACGAGCAAUAAGAUUGCCGAUUUCUUUACUAAGUGCAGGGAUGAUCCAAGUUACUGGAACAAGAUUUCCACUGCCGGGCUGCAACGUAUCUAUGAAUGCUAUACAUGGAAGAUCUAUGCCACAAGAGUGCUAAAUAUGGGAUCAAUUUACGGCUUCUGGAGGCAGCUGAACAAGGAGGAGAAGUUCGCGAAGCAGCGCUAUCUCCAGCUGUUCUACAACCUCCAGUUCAGAAAAUUGGCGAAAACAGUGCCUACGGUGAGCGAUCAAAUACCACAGGCACCAACCGUGAGCCAGAACGGCACGAUAAGUAUCACUCCAAAAGUACCGCCAAAGCAAAGACGCACGCAGUCGCGACUGCAGAGGGUGUUGACGGACUUUCUCACGCCAAAGCUGCCAAUCCCCGAAGCAGCAGUUGGUGAAUCUUGAAGGAGAGAAAAAAGAGAUUGGAUCUGAUUCAUGAGCCGAGAUUAUUGCAUCAAGAUUGAUUAUUGGCUGAUUUAUAAUAGUUGAGAUGAUCUUUUCUCUUUCUUUUCAUUUUUUUUUUCUUUACCAGUGUCAUGUACAUGUUGUUUGUGAUUGUAAUGUUGCUGCAAUGUAAAAAAAUAAAGCUGCAGCAAUAUUUGUUUACAUUAUUGUGUCAUGCACCACAAUGCUAUCUACAAGAAGUUUCGUGUUCGAAUAUUA